Molecule: messenger RNA, 312 nt
Organism: Cladocopium goreaui
Lineage: Eukaryota; Dinophyceae; Suessiales; Symbiodiniaceae
Source: the annotation of a GenBank genome assembly
AUGGAGGAGGACAAGCUGAUUCGAAUGGCAGCAGCCAUCAGUGAAUGCACUACAAGCAGCAUGCUGCAAGAAACGGUGUCUGAGGCAGCUGAGACGCUAAACUCAACGGUGCAAACCCUCCCGGGUAUUCCACAGCAUCUACUGGAUAAUAUGGCUAGAGCGCAGCAGGCGCUGGAGCAAUUGGAACGCAGCGCAGUCACCUACCAGAAAGAACGCACAGCUGACGCGGCAGAUACACAGAAAGCUAUCAUGCAACACCGUCAUCUACGAGGGAAAGAGGAGCUUGAGUUGAACUUCAAUUCCGAACCAUAA